AUGAGUCAAUUUCAAUUAUUUCCUCCACCCCAGCCAGAGGUGAAAAUCCCUAAGAACCCGUUUCGCAAGGGCGUUAAAGCCCCAGUUGUGAAGACGAAGCCCGGAUCUUCGAUUCCUCUCGAAGAGAUCCAAGAUACAUCCAAAACAAGCGAAUCCGUCCUAGUUCAAAUUAUUCAAGAUACUCAGUCUUUCCCUCCCCCUCCCCCUCCACCAGUACCAGCGGCAGCACAUCUUGCACGAGCAAAGUCUCCGGCCAAGUCUGUGUCAUCUCAUGGUUCUUCAUCGCCGCGGCCUGUACGUAGUCACAGCCGUCAAGAAGGCCGCUCAGAUCACCAAGCUCUGCCUUCUCAGAGCAGAAUGAGCAAUGGCAGCGGUAGCGUUCGCACGGUCACGUCAGCCUCAUCGCCCCAGUCUUCUCAGUCUUCUGUUUCUCCUAUGCCAAUGAGAUCCAUGUUUCCCCAAUUCAACUCUAAGGUCCCUCUUGACCAGCAAAGUUAUCGUCUACAGAUGCCGAUCAGUCCUCCAGAUACAACAAAAAAGCCGUCUCGAAAACCUAAUCUUACUCUAUCUCCGAGCUCAGAGAUCGACCAGGUUUUGGGUCCCAAGACAGUACCUGCAAGUGUAUUGAACUUCCCGACUGGUGUUUUGGAGUCGGAGGGAAGUCGCUUCUCGUCACCACAAGAGUUAGAGAUGCUAUGGGAAGCUGCCAAUGGCCAGCGACAACAGGAACUAUAUGGAACAUUCAACUUACGGCUGACAAAGACUGGCCCCGCGACUUUCGCAUUUGGUAACUCCCGACAGCCAUUCUACAGAUUGGAGACGUACUCCAAUAACGAAAUAUCCAUCUCCCGCGGUGCACCCUCUACGCCUGAGAAUGACGUCCCUAUCAUGACAUUGACCCUUGAAGAUCGUAACCGCCGUGACCACCCCAACGAUGGACUUGUUGCUCUUCUCUUUUCGCGACUGGCUGCCAUGCUGGCGAUUGACCAAGCCGAUGAGAUUAGUAAAACGCAUUAUCUCUCGGGCUCCGAGGCUGCAGAAGUUGAGAGGAAAGCCCUGAAACGAGCUGCAGCCCAGGAAUCUUGCCGACUAUCUUGGAAUCGAAAUCUACGGCUUUAUGAGCUUCGCCACCCGUCAUUAUCCAAACAACAACCUCCAUCUCUGGUAGGGGCUGCGGGUAUUCCGCUAUCUCCUGUGCAGGCGCAAUCUUCUGGAAUUCUUUAUAUCACAGUUUCCACGUCCAGCGAUAGGAGUCCCAGUCAACCACCAACUAUUAUUGUUACUGGUCCGAUGUCAUCUACAGCUAUGGAGGCUGCACGACAAGCCGCGAAUCCUCGAACAUCUACUCUACCUGCUCCAGACUCAGACGAGCCACUAGCAGUGUUGGACUUCGGAUCUCGAAAACUUUCCAUCUCUCCGGCUGCCGUUAUUGCCACCAUUCCAUCAUUAUAUGCAGUCGAUUCUCUGGUCGCAGCAAUUCUGGCCGUGGCCGUAUCAGAUGAAGCUACCAAUCCCAUACUAGCAGAUAUGGAACUCGGCACCCCUAAGUCAGUAGCGUCAAGCUUCAAGUCAGCACCACGACCAGGAUUAUUCCGCGGAAAAUUGAUCACAACUCAAGCAGAGCGUGAUGACUAUGCCGAGAGUAUGGAGUUAGCAUCCCAAAUCGAGUCUGUAAAUGCUAAGUCAGAUCCCGAGGCCAAGGACAAGGGCUUCUUAAAAUUCUGGAGUCGAUCCAAGUCCAGUCCCACACCGCAGGACGGCAAGAAAACCUCAAAAUCUAAGAACAACAAGCAGGUUUUGGUUGAAGAAUUCGACCUAGAGAAGUAUGGUCGCUAUGGCCGUACUUCGUCGCGCGAGGGGGAGAAAUUGCCUGGGAUAGUGAGAGGAACAUUGAAGAUCCUUUUCUUUGGUCUAAACCUCAUUGUCAAAACACUUACUGCUCUAGUCAAGAUUCUGGCAUGGAUGCUAGUAAGUAUGACUCGAUGCGUGACCAGCGAGAAAUUCUGA
Messenger RNA from Penicillium angulare, 2007 nucleotides. RefSeq lists its product as uncharacterized. NCBI's taxonomy places the organism in Eukaryota, Fungi, Ascomycota, Eurotiomycetes, Eurotiales, Aspergillaceae. The coding region runs from base 1 to 2007 and encodes 668 amino acids. The record is from RefSeq and is a predicted model, not a curated record. The transcript is spliced from 2 exons.